AUGUUCAUAAGCCGCUGACUAUUCUCAACUAAUCACAAAGAUAUUGGAACCUUAUAUUUAUUAUUUGGUGCGUGAGCUGGAGCAGUAGGAACUGCCCUGAGCCUCCUAAUUCGUGCAGAGCUAGGUCAACCAGGGAGUCUCAUAGAAGACGAUCACAUUUUCAACGUUAUUGUCACCGCCCAUGCAUUCAUUAUAAUUUUCUUUAUAGUAAUACCCAUCAUAAUUGGAGGUUUUGGAAACUGACUCAUCCCGCUAAUAAUUGGUGCUCCCGACAUAGCAUUUCCUCGAAUAAAUAACAUAAGUUUCUGACUCCUACCCCCAUCACUCCUUCUCUUACUCGCAUCCUCAACUCUAGAAGCUGGCGCAGGGACUGGGUGAACUGUCUAUCCCCCUCUAGCAGGGAAUAUAUCACACCCAGGGCCCUCCGUGGACCUCACUAUCUUUUCACUCCACCUAGCCGGUAUUUCCUCUAUUCUAGGGGCAAUUAAUUUUAUUACAACAAUUAUUAAUAUAAAACCACCAGCGAUGAGUCAAUAUCAGACACCCCUAUUUGUCUGAUCUGUAUUCAUUACAGCAGUCCUCCUACUCCUCUCACUCCCAGUCCUAGCUGCCGGAAUCACAAUACUCCUAACUGAUCGCAAUCUUAACACCUCCUUCUUCGACCCAGCUGGGGGAGGCGACCCUAUUCUUUACCAACAUUUAUUCUGAUUUUUUGGACAUCCUGAAGUAUACAUCCUCAUCCUUCCUGGCUUUGGCAUGAUCUCUCACAUUGUUACAUACUACUCCAACAAAAAAGAACCAUUCGGAUAUAUGGGGAUAGUAUGAGCUAUAAUAUCCAUCGGCUUUUUAGGCUUUAUCGUAUGGGCUCACCACAUAUUCACAGUAGGAAUAGAUGUGGACACCCGGGCAUAUUUCACAUCAGCCACUAUAAUCAUCGCCAUUCCCACCGGAGUAAAAGUAUUCAGCUGACUAGCUACACUGCACGGAGGAAAUAUCAAAUGAUCCGCCGCUAUACUAUGAGCUCUCGGGUUUAUCUUUCUCUUUACCGUAGGCGGGCUAACAGGAAUUGUAUUAGCUAACUCAUCAUUAGAUAUCGUCUUACAUGAUACGUACUAUGUGGUAGCUCACUUCCACUACGUCCUAUCAAUGGGAGCAGUCUUUGCUAUUAUGGGAGGCUUUAUUCACUGGUUCCCAUUAUUCUCGGGCUACACACUUGACCAAACCUAUGCUAAAAUUCAUUUUACCAUUAUAUUCGUAGGCGUUAAUAUAACUUUCUUCCCACAACACUUUCUCGGUCUAUCAGGAAUACCCCGACGAUACUCAGACUAUCCUGAUGCAUACACUACAUGAAACAUUAUCUCAUCUGUGGGCUCAUUCAUUUCAUUAGUAGCAGUAAUUCUAAUAAUUUUUAUAAUUUGAGAAGCCUUCUCCUCAAAGCGAAAAGUUCUAGUUAUUGAACAAACAUCUACCAACCUAGAAUGACUCUACGGCUGCCCUCCCCCCUACCACACAUUUGAGGAGUCUACCUAUGUAAAACUUUAG
Saimiri boliviensis boliviensis (Bolivian squirrel monkey) is the source of this 1542-nucleotide messenger RNA. The record is from the annotation of a RefSeq genome assembly. Lineage: Eukaryota; Metazoa; Chordata; Mammalia; Primates; Cebidae.